Molecule: messenger RNA, 1862 nt
Organism: Cimex lectularius (bed bug)
Lineage: Eukaryota; Metazoa; Arthropoda; Insecta; Hemiptera; Cimicidae
Gene: aos
Product: protein giant-lens
Exons: 4
Coding region: 193-1011 (272 amino acids)
Source: RefSeq, a predicted model, not a curated record
CAUUCAUAAGAUGCUAGCUGCUAGGAGUGGUAGAGGUUCAGUCGCUCGCACCUCACGUGGACCGUUCAUCAAAACCGCCACAACCUGUGGAGUCAGGUCAGUGUCAAGUGUAAUCCGAUUAAAGGAUGGAGUGAAUUAAAUUCAAGGACAAAGGGAUCAGAUAUACACAAAUUUGCCAAAGCAAGAGCAAUUAUGCGCGUCAAGGGGUUCCUCUGUGUUUCGAUUCUGUGGCUUUUCGAUUUUGGAACGGCUUCCAGGACACCGCUCAUCGUCUUCCAGCAUGAGAUAAUCAACUACGCUUCUGAGGACAUCAUCCAUAAACUGAUAUCCCAGACGGCCACCCUGCCAGAAUACCAUUACCACCAUCACCACUACGGAGCCAAAAUCGGCAAACAUAUCAGGACUCUUUAUCAAACAGGGAACUCAGAGAAGGACCUGCCGGAAUGCGAACCUUGGGCGGUGUGCAGCAAAGUCGACGUCUACGAUACACCCUGGCUUGAGAGACAGUGCCGAUGUCCGAACCACCAGAAAUGCCCCGGACUCGUCACGCCCAACGACGGCCACACGAUCACAGACAAAACGAGGCAAUUUAAACUUUGCGAGCCGGUGAAAAAUCUGCCGACCUGCGGCUACUUCAGGGACGUCACCUGGACCCUGACGAGCGGUCCUGACAACAUAACGUCGCAGGUAGUCCAUUGUCAUUGCCCCAAGGGUGCUAUAGCGUACCUUAUCAAGAGGCAACCUUAUCAAACCAGGCAUGGUCAAAUAGGCUACCACUAUUCCUUCGCCUGCUCACCACAAAGUAAUCUAAGGUGUCAGCGCAAAGAGCCUUGCCGUUUGUUUUCGGUGAGGAAAAGGUCGAAGCUUUUGGAUGAGGUGAACACCAACACUUUGUGCCAGUGUCCUCACAACCAUCACUGCCCCAAACAUCACACACACCCGGGUGUGCUUCAGGGGAAGAGCUACGUCGAGGAAAGCAUACGAACUUAUAGCGCGUACUGCUUAAAUUGAAAGACGUUUGUGAAUAGUGUACAGACCCAAUCAAAGACAUUUUAAAAAAUAAUUUAUUUUCGUCUUUUUCUCUCUUUUUUUAAUGAUUAAAUCAUUGACACAUCUACUAUGUCUACGUUAAUACUACUUUAAAACUUAAGUUAUGCAUAAAAAAGAAAAAAAACAUGUAAUUACAACUUUUUACUCAGUUUAAUUCACUGGUUUUCAAUCGCUGUGUUUAUUUGUUAUACUGUUGCUUGUAAAUUCAAUUCAUUACAUCAUAGUAGUUAUAUUAGGACAGCCACUUUAUUGAAUUUGUUUGUUUAAUAAAUCAGAAAAUUAUAAUUUGUUAUAAUGAUGGUGGCUAUGUGAAAUUUAACAUUGAGCUCAUACUGCUCCUUUCUUUUCAGAUAAAAACCUAUGGGAAAUAAUUGGUAUAUUUAAAAAAAUAGUAUUUAAUAUAGUACAAUUAAAGAUUACACAAUGAUCUUGCAAGGUUUGUACCUGAUCAUGUAAAGCAAACUUGUAUUUCCUAUUAUUAUAACAUUAGGUACUAGAAGUUUAUGAGUCAAAUAUUAUGUAAAAAAUGUAUUUUUGUACAUAGUAAGUAUGAUAAAUCUCCUAUGGACCUUUGGUUGAUAUAUCUUUUGAGCUCAAUGAGUUUGAAAUGUAUAUUUCUGUAAUAACGUUUAAUUUCUCGACAUGGUACAUAGUACUCGGCAUGUUUAUAUAGUUUUUGUGUUUAAUAAAUUAUUCUUUUUAAAAAAUGUGUUGUAAAAACUGGUAUUUGUUAAAUUUAAGGUUACCACUAUAAUCACGUAUGAGCUUUAAUACAUAAUAUAUGAUUAUAUGAAUAAAUAUUUUUAUCUUUA